This is a messenger RNA of Daucus carota subsp. sativus, 4184 nucleotides long. RefSeq lists its product as uncharacterized. Bases 1845 to 4184 code for a protein of 779 amino acids. The transcript is spliced from 3 exons. Gene Ontology annotation, molecular function: nucleic acid binding; zinc ion binding. The record is from RefSeq and is a predicted model, not a curated record. NCBI's taxonomy places the organism in Eukaryota, Viridiplantae, Streptophyta, Magnoliopsida, Apiales, Apiaceae.
AUUUAACAAAAAUAUUUUGUUUUAGGAUUUAUAAGGAAUUUGCGAAUAGUAAGGUGACCCUAUAAAGGAGAAAGGACAUGAAGGGGUAAAAAUAAAAGUCUCAGAAUAAUUUUUAGAUAUUUUAUAAAUUACCAGAGCGGAGAAAUAGUGAACAGAAGUACGGUCAGAAUUGUAUGAUUUUGCACCGAACUGUGAUUAUAAAAUCCAGUUAUUAGAAAAUAGGUGAAAAUAGAAAAGACACAAAAUGAGCCAAGAAUUUUCCUAGAGUAUCUAAAUAAAUUGUGGGACUCAUUUAUGAAUUUUCGGAAAUUUUACGAAGCUCAAGGAAGUUAAAAUGAAAAGGAAUAAAGGAGCCGGAUACCCAAGAUUUCCGGACUGCAAAAUGACCUUUAAACUAAACCAGCGGAAUUUCAGAAGGAAUACUGAAGAGAAGGUUAGUAAGUUUAUGAUCUUUGGAGUCUCUAGAACAUUCCUAUAUUGAGUUUGAAGAAAAAUCUCGAGAUUAAGAGUGGACAGGGAUCAGUGGAAAAAUAUCAGACCGAUACAUCCCUAAGAAAAAGUGAAAUAUUUUCGGACUCCAAAUGAGCUCAUUUUACUGUCAAAAAUUCCCAAAUAAUAUAUUAGGAAUUAUUAUAUCGUCGGAAUUCAUGAACGAGAUCAAGAAUAGUGAGAUUUAAUUUAAGAUUUCAAGAAUUUAAGGACAUGGAAUAGAUAAUUAUCCAAAAAGCAUAUUCAAAAGAAUAUUCCUGCAGGGUGGCACAUUCUGAUUGGUUAAUCAAGUUAAAAGAAAACCAAAAUGGAAACAAAGUAUACGACCACAUUUCAUCUGCUGCCGAAGUGAAGGAAAAAAAAAGAAGAAAAGAAAGAAAAUAAGAAAAAAUUCAAGAAAAAUUCAUAGGAAAAUAUUUCUAGCUCGGAUUUUCGUGUUCUAUAGCUUGUUGGAAAGAUCUCUUCAAGACCUUUAAUUCAAGAGGUGCACAGAAAGGUGCAGAAGAACUUUAAGGACCAGGAAGUUGUAACUGAGUUGCGGAAGUAAGAUUGGAUGAUGUUUCAACUGAAGACAAAGUAUUCAACUGAUGAAACUGGAACAGCAUUCAACUGAUGAAGUUUGUAAUUCAUUCAACUGAUGAAGUCUGUAUUUCUUUCAACUGAUGAGCCUAGCACAACAUUCAACUGAUGAAGUCAAGAGCAGUUGAAAGUAACCAGAACUUUCAACUGAUGAAGCAAAGAGCAGUUGAAAGUGACUAGAGCUUAAGUCUGACAAAUCACAUGGAUCGAAUUACACUAAAAUAGACAUGGAAGCCUAAUUAGGAAAAUAAAGAAGAAGCAGAAACAUACUUAUCUCAUGCAGUGCAAUCUGAAUCAAAUCAAGAUGAUGGUCAAAGAUGAAGACAUCUCAGAAAGCAUGCAUAAGACAAAGUUGUGCAGCAUUGUUUUAGAUUAGUGUGCAUUUUGUAAUCUAGCUAAAUGCUUUGUGAAACUUGGAGUAUAUAACCAAGUUAGUAGCAUCAGUUGAACUUGUUCAAAUCACUUGAGAGAAAAAUCUGAGAGUUAGAACUUGUUUGAGUGAUGAGCCAGCAGCUGUGCGAAUUGUAAUCAAUCCACAGAUUCUUCUAUAUAAAAUCUCACGGGUGGAUCAUUCAAUCCACCCGUAUUUUUAAAUACUUGGUGUUUCCUGUUUUACUGUGUUUAAGUGUAUUGUUUCUUGAAUCUUUUAAUUUGUAAAAGAUUGUAUUCAACCCCCCCCCUUCUACAAUCUUUCUUAUAGUUGGUGUAAAAUAACAAUUGGUAUCAGAGCCAGGUUCCCAACAAACAGGGAAAAAGAUCAACACUGCUAAAGAAAGAUGGGAAAGAAGGAUGCUGGAGUGAAGAUUCCUGUUCUUGACAAAGACAACUAUUUUCACUGGAAAGUGAGAAUGCAUCUGCAUUUGUUGUCCAUUGAUGAAAGCUAUGUGAACUGCAUUGAAAAAGGACCUCAUGUCCCAAUGAAGGUCUGCACCAGUAUGGGAGCUGAUGGUGAAGAUAUGGUAGGUAAGAUGAUUCCAAAACCUAUCCAUGAGUAUUCUCAAGAAGAUAUUGAAGAAGUGCACAAGGACAAGAAAACCAUGAAUCUUCUGUUCAAUGGUUUGGAUCAAGAGAUGAUUGAUAGUGUUAUCAGCUGCACAAGUGCCAAAGAAGUUUGGGACACCAUCAGGACCAUCUGUGAAGGGAAUGAGCAAGUGAGAGAGAACAAAAUGCAGCUUCUGAUUCAACAAUAUGAGUCAUUCCAUUUCAAGGCUGGUGAAAGUUUGAGUGAUACAUUUAACAGAUUUCAAAAGCUGUUAAAUGGUCUAAAACUCUUUGGAAGAGUAUAUCAAGUUAAGGAUUCAAACUUGAAAUUCUUAAGAGCUCUUCCCAAAGAAUGGAAACCCAUGACAGUCUCUCUCAGAAAUACACAAGAAUUUAAAGAUUAUACUCUAGAGAGACUGUAUGGAACCUUAAAGACUUAUGAGCUUGAAAUGGAGCAAGAUGAAGAGAUUGAGAAAAGCCAAAAGAAAGGGCAUUCAUCUGUGGCUUUAGUUGCAUCUCUAGAAGAUACUGUCAAGGACAAGGGAAAGUCUCAAGCUGAAGAAACUGAUAAGUUGGUCAAAGAGGAGAGCUCAGAGUCAAGCAAAGGAAAAAGAAAAGAGAAAGAUGGAGCUGAUUCUGGUGAAGAAAGUGAUGGAAUUGAUGAACAUCUAGCCUUCCUAUCAAGGAGAUUCUCCAAACUGAAAUUCAAAAAGAAUUUCAAUUCUGCAAAAUCAUUCAAAGGCAAUCAAAAAUCUGACAGAAGCAUGGUUGACAGAUCAAAAUUCAAAUGCUUCAAUUGUGGGAUUGCAGGUCACUUUGCAAAUGAGUGCAGAAAGCCUAAAGUUGAGAAGAAGUCAAGUGAAAACAUUGACUACAAAAAGAAAUAUUAUGAACUUCUCAAACAAAAGGAAAGAGCAUUCAUCACAAAGGAUGAUUGGGCAGCUGGAGAUGAUUCUGAUGAAGAGGAGGAGUUUGUCAAUCUAGCUCUAAUGGCCAACUCCACAGAUCAAGAAGAAAACACUGGAAGCAGUAGUCAGGUAUUCACUACAAACCUAGUUGAGUUAACUAAAGAUGAAUGCAAUGCUACCAUUAAUGAAAUGUCUACUGAAUUGUAUCAUUUGCAUGUUUCUUUAAAAUCUCUUACUAAGGAAAACAGUAGAAUUAAGGAAGCUAACACCUUUCUUAGUGAUAGAAACAGUGCCUUAGAAGCUCAAUUUAUUGAGUUUGAGAAGCUGAAAAUUGAGUGUCAGACAGCCAAGGAUGAUCUCUUGGUUGUUCUGAAGAGAGAAGAGAUCAUAAGAAAGCAGCUUGAUAAGGAACAAAAGAUUAUUGCCAAAUGGAAAUCUGGUAGAGAUGUUUCCACCAAUAUCAUUAACAUGCAAGGUAGAGAGACCUUUGUGGAGAAUGAAUGGAAAAGGAAUAAGAAAAUUCUUGAGAUAUCUGAGAACAGUUCAAGUGAUGAGAAUACUGAUGAUGAUCAUCAGUUGAAGAGUAAAGUCUCAACUGAUGAGAGUCAUCAGUUGAACAAAAACUCACCAGUUGACAAGAAAGUUCUCAAGAAGCUCAGCAAGAAAUAUGGUCCUAUUAAAAAGAAUUUUGUUAAAGGUGAGAAUAGUUCUUCUGAGACCAGUGAUAGUGUUAAUAACACUCUUAAUUCCAGUAACAAGAACAAGAAGAAGUUGGAUACUAGUGAGCAUAAAUCUGAGGAGACUAAAAAGAAGAAAGGAAAUAGAAAUGGCAAAAUAGGAGUUAACAAGCACACCAAUUACACUCCCAAUGCUAGUGCUCUUAGGAAAACCUGCAGUAAGUGUGGUAGUGUAAAUCAUUUAUCUGCUAAUUGUAAAACUGUGAUUGCUCCUAAUUUAUCUUUGCCUAUUCCUAUGACAUCUGUUCCUCACAUGAAUUUAUCUGCUAUGAAUAUGAUGCCUGGUUUAUUGUCUCACAAUCCUUAUUCUCAGCCUAACAUGCCAUAUAUGUUCAAUCCUUACUUUAAUGCCGUUAACAUGCCUCAAUUUCAUUCAAAUUUGCAUGGAAUGAACAAUGUAUGCAUGCCUCAAAGGCCUGUGUUUGAAAACAGAGUUGAUAUUCCAAUUUCUCAACCAAAACCAAAGAUUGAACCAAUUCAAUCCAAGUAA